This is a messenger RNA of Anopheles merus, 12920 nucleotides long. RefSeq names its product protein winged eye-like. Bases 2330 to 10333 code for a protein of 2667 amino acids. NCBI's taxonomy places the organism in Eukaryota, Metazoa, Arthropoda, Insecta, Diptera, Culicidae. Gene Ontology annotation, molecular function: chromatin binding. The transcript has 17 exons. The record is from RefSeq and is a predicted model, not a curated record.
UUCGGGCCGCUGCUCAGUUCUCACUGAUCUCUGUAAGCGUGUAGAAGUGCGUGCAGUGAGUUUUUUGUCGUGAAACAGUGAGCGACGUUACGCGGACGCUGCUAGGUCGCAAUCGUAAAGUUAAACCUUGAGCGUGCAAAAAGAACUGGUGAAAGCAAGUGUUGAGUUUCGAAACAAAGAGAAAACAGAAAAGUAAAUAUUUCCAAAACUCAGCCAACACUAGAAUAACCUAGUCGAAAAGAAGCAGUCAAAACUAAAGUAAGAGAAUCGUUCCAUCUGUAAUCACUUCUUGUGGCUGCUUGAUGCGUAAUUAUUGUGAGACAAAACAACACCAUCAUAUCGUUCCGCAAGCAGCGCGCUGUAAAUAGUGGUGCACAGAAAAUAUUGUGGUUUUGUAGUGUUUGGCCGUGACCAAUAAAUAGGAAAAAGCAGCAACCCCUACUGACGGCGUGUGUAAUCGUGCGUUUCUAGAAGCAGCACAAUUUUACCAGCUCUAAAAACCAGUAAACAUCAACAGCAGCUCCGUUUCGAGAGGAAGAAAAAUCGGAUUAAAAUAAAUCCAUUCCCCCUUCGAAGCGAGGCUGGCUGGCUGGCGUGUGUUGUUGUCUUCGGCUUUUCUGUGCUGCCUGCACAACAAGAGUGCGUUAAGAGUGUGUGCAACAGAAAUCUAAACCGCCGUGCCACCAAAUCUGGAAGGAAAGUGUGUGCAUGUAUAUAUAUAUGUAUGUGUUUGUGUAAUAAACCUUCACAGAGUUUCACGCGUGGUACGAAAAUUGUGCUGUGAAAAUAUAAAAGCGGCGACCAUCUUUUCGCUGAGCUGUAUUUUGUGCAAGUGAAAAGUCAGCCCACCCUCGCAGGGGUUUUCUCGUCCGUGGCCUGUAGUGGCGAGUGAAAAUCCUACCUAGAAAAUCGACACAUAAAUCUUUCCGUUGCCCGGUGCACUGAGUUUUGAUUCUUUCCGGAUUGCCAGCUGCUACUGCUUCCGUGCGACAAGAUCACCGAAAUUGCAAGUGAAGAGUGUGUGCGUAAAUGACGCAUUAAAGGUGUGUGGUGGGCUUGAAAAGAGUGACGCUUUACUGCGUUAGGCGCUCACCUUUAAAGCCUCAGUGUCAAACGGGCGGAGGAGGCCUGCGUGUCACGUGAAGUGUUUGCCGAAUUUUCACGCGGCCAAGCAAUGAGUGCAAGUGAACACAUUUCCACUGCAAAAGACAUCUCCAGGUGACCUGAGACGCAGAAAAAGAACGUGCUGCAAACUUGAACAUCGCCACAAAAGGGUCCGACGGAAUAUGGUCUUCGUGCUCGAAGCAUAAAUCAGCACACAGACACACACACUCACAUACGACCGUUUUUUCCUCCGUGACAGUGAAAUUGAAUCGAAGAAUUAGUUACAGUCAAACGCGGUGCGAAAUGCUGUGAACCCGGGCGAGAAUAUUUAUUGGCCAAUUCGCAUUCGACAAGCGGAAAUUGCAUUGUGAGAACGCGGGCUUUCCCAAGCACCACCAGAGCAACGCCGUCCUCUCCGGUUCGAUGGAUGAUUGCAUCUUUUAAGUGAUUUAAUUGUGAUUAGAAUCUAGCAAAGUGUGCGGUGAUUAAAGUGCAAAAAGGCGUUGGUGGUGCAUAUUGAUAAAUGGUACAGAGAGUAUAGCAGCAGCACGUACAGUCGGAUGCGCUGGCCCCAGCAGCCGGAGAGCGGAAAGUGAAAAUACCGGUGUGUGAAAAUUGUUUGCAGCCGUGUGCGAAUAUCGGUGUGCGUGUAUGUGCGUUGGUUCGUUUUGUGAAACCGGUCAAGCGUACGCGGGUGCUGUGUGAGUCAAAGGCAGAGUGUGGAAUCGAAAAGGUGUAGAAGAAGAGAAAAAAAACAGCCAGGACAGUGAUUUGUCCGUAACGUCACCCCGGUGGAAAGGGCGGAAAAAUCAAAUUUAAAAAAUUGAUCCUCCUAAAACCGAGGAGCGAGCCGGGCGAGAACCGUUCGUGUGGAAGAGAGUGAUUUGCUGCAGUCACUUCCGCCAGCUGUACGCCCGGGCAAUCGAUAUAUAGCGCCCGGAGUGUGUUACCUCGGUGCGAUUUUUGCGUCGUAAAUUCAGCUUCGACCGGAGAAAGCACCAGCUUUCGAACGAUCGAAAUCGUUCCGUGCACCGGAACACACACACACAGAUUUUCCUGCCUGACUCCGAUACCAAGACAAGACAGUUUCGCUCUCAGCAUGAACGGAUACAUUCGAGGCCAGGAGGCGUCAUUUAAGCAUCUUUCUUUCGCAACCGAUCUUUCGCGCGUUCGCGGAUCAAUCCUUGUGUUCUAGCUAUGUAAAUGCUGUGUGCCUUGCAGAGGCAUGUUGGGCUCUACUGCUAAUGGUCGUUUAAUGGGCCCUGGUGUUGGUUCAUCAACGUCAUCGUCGUCGUCGUCGUCCCUAUCUGCCGCUGCUGCACUGCAACAGCAGCAGUCGUCGCACACGUCGCAUCCGCAACACCAGCUCGGCCAUCACCCGUUUGCGGGCCUUCCGGCACACCACCAUCAUCCGUUGCAGCCGCAACAUCCUGCCCUUUCGUCCCAUCACCAUCAUCAUCAUCAUCAUCAUCGAAGCAUUUGGCCAUCGUUAGGUGCAGCAACUGGCCGAACUGCAUACGAGCUACAGACCGCAACCAAUGGCGAAGUGACCGAAUCACUUUUUGCCGCUGGAGGAUACAACACACCUCCUGCCAGCUCUCCAUUUCUGCCCUGCUCUCCGUUAGAGCUUGUGGCCAAAAACUUUCACAGUGCCGGAGCUGCCCUCUCGUUCAGUCAGGCAAACAGCAGCAUCUUCGUGCAGUCGCAGACCGAUUUCAUCAAUGGCAUCACGUCGGUCGCGAAGAAAACCGAAACCUGCAUCGGACGGUGGGAGCAUGGCACCAUAGAACCGCUGCAGAUACAGGUACCAUCGAACUCAUUUUUGCCACCGGCAGCCACUGGCAGCUUCGCACUCAACUCACCAGAGAGCGCCAGUUCCGGCGGGGACCCUUUUCUGGCCCGCGCCCGUGACAAGCUUCAGCCGUCGUACGGUGGGGCGUUCCAUGCCGACGAUCCGUACCUUCGCAGCUACUGCAUCGAGCGUGAGUACCACGAACGAUUGCUAGCGACGCUCGCGACGAGGGACGAUAGAACAUCGAACCCUCCUCAUCUGCCAGCUCGUACUCGUCACGCCGAGACGUUCGAUCGCUACGACUCGACGGCUCUGCUGAGUCCGACCUCGCCUCCUACCAUCACGUCACCGUACUGCGAGUACGGCAAGCGCAAGCAACACUCAAUCCCGCUCGAACGGUCGUCGGAGGUCGUGCGGUCGUCGACGAACGGUAUCGAUGCUCGAUCGCUGCCGCUCCUCCAUACGUCACACACUCCCCGGCAGCCGACUUCCGGACCGCAGCAGCGGCACCUCGAAGCUGCGCCAGCACCGCCGGAACUGUCCGGCAGUGCCCAGCAACCUGCCACCGCUGAUCGGCAGCAGCAGCAGCAGCAUCAGGAGCAGCAGAGCGAAGCAUCAAUCAAACCGGCCACAGUAACGCCACCGUCGUCACAACAGACGCACGAAUCGGCGCCAUCUAGUGAAGCUGUCAAUCAUAGACCACGGCGCCGUUGGGCAGCUCUGCAUUCGGCGCACGCCAGCAAAGCGAACGGGAGCGACUGCGUACCGACGCUAACCUCCGACCGUACAGCCGUCGGUGGGGAGUCAGCAGCGACGACUUCUAACGCUAGGUCCGGUGCCUCUUGCAGACCCAAGUCACCAGGACAGCAGUCCGAAGCGCUUCGGGCGGCACAGCGGCUUCCGAAGAAGCGACGCUCGAUCGUAUUCGAACGGACGGAGGAAUCUUCUACCGUUAGCCGUGACACGGACAGCAAGACCGUUGUUCACAUCAAGCGUGAACCGUGUCAGGUGUCGGAAGUCACCACAUCGAACAGUUACGAAGCGUCCAGCAACGCGACGGCCCUGAAUGCCAUCAUAAAACUCGAAGCAUCCUCCCCGAAGGCACUAACGGCGGCUGGCGGUAGUAGUAGUAGUAGCAGUAGUGCCAGCAGCAACCCGGCACCAGCUGCCCGGGCCCACCAUCACCAUCUCAGCCACAGUGCCAGCGCAAUCAUUAGCAACGUUACCGUGGGUGGCAGCACUGGUACCUCCGGUAGCGCGACACUCGGCACCGGCGGAGGUGCCAACGCCAGCUCGAGCGCCGUCGCCGCCACGAUGGAACAACUCGGGCUAGCGUCGGGCACCACCAGCAACACGCAGCAGCAUUCAACCACCCAACCACCCGGCACGACCACCAGCACCGCCUCAUCCGUCGCCUCCAUCCCUGUGGGCAUCGCGGUCGCCCGCCAACGGCUCCAAGAAAGUGCGACCACCCCGGCGUCCCAGCUGCACCCCACGAAAGAGCUGAAUCGGUACAGCGUAGGGCUGGCGGCGGCCGCUGCCGCUGCGGCUACCAAUGGUGGCUCGCUGAACGGCACUGUCGGUACAACGGCCGAUCUGGGCUGCGCAACGCCCGGACUGAGCCAAAACAUGUUUUUCACCGGCACCAACUCCACCAUGAUCCCCCUCGCGCCGGACACGGUCGCGAUGGGCGUGACCAAUGCGGCGGUGCAGAACGCCGUCCGCACACCACCCGCCCUCUGGCAGUAUCCUGCUCCCGUCCCCAUGGAAUCGAUGCUGCCCUUGCCGCCGAUACCGCCCGUCGGCUUGCAGCUGGUGCGGGAUCCCAGCACCGGCCAGAUUCUGUUCCUUCCCGCUGCAGCGACAAUCGCCAAUCCGUCAAACUUUCUAGAUAAAAUCUAUAUUUCUUGUAUAGAACCAUUCCAACAAGCGGUCGUGUGGCCCUCGUACCCGCAAUCGACCGCCUCGCAGCAUCUGCUCCUGCCGCAGCUUCCGCCGCCGCCGCAGCCGCAGCUCCAGCCACCACCGUUGGCUCCGCUGCAGAUGCUAAGCUCGGACUAUAUGAGCACGGCCAGCACAACGCUCCAUCAGCAGCACACACAAUCGCACCACAGCACCCGGUACCUUGCGCUGACGUCCGCUGAAUCGAGUGGCAAGCGAACGUCCUCCAGUGCCGGCGGCAAGCAAUCGCAAACGACGGGCAGCGCGGCCGGAUCGAGUGCCGGAUCGGGCAGCACCUGCGGCCAGCCCACGAUUCCCCUGCCCAUACCGGCACCGCACGCAUUUAUCAAGCUCGAAGACUGCUCCACCAGUGCCGGUAUCGCGGGUACGAUCGGUGGCGCUACGUCUGCUGCGUCCACGUCCCAUCUGGCCACCUCACUCUUCGGCACGCUGAGCGAGCUGGACAAAUCGAGCACAUCGGCCGGUUCGACGGCAGCGAGUGCGCUCACGAACGGGGCAGCCUCCCAUUCGCACCUCGCCCUGACGGCGACCAGCGAUCUGACGUCACAGCUGCUCUUUCAACCGGGCAGCUUAAUACACAUCGCGCCGCACCAUCCUUCCAAGCCGCCCGCACUGCUGGAAGCAGCGCCGGUCGGCGGGACGCUCGGUGCGGGCGUCACCAACCACACGCCGCCGCCUUCCGCUCUGUCCACGACGCUGCUGGCCGGCUUUAGCCACUCGGCGCACCAUAUUGCCACUAGCAGCCAUCCUCCGCCGUUGGUGCUGUCCGAGGUGCCGGCUACCACCACCUGUCUGACGCCUCCGCCCGAUACCACCACCACGACCAAUGCCACCAAUACCACCGGCACGCUGCAUGCGCAAACCAACGCGACGGACGGUGGUGCGGCGGAGGUAACGGAAGCGCCCGAAGUGCAGGACGCCAACAUACAGACGGACACGCCGAUCAUGAGCGAGGACGAGACGACGCAACCGCCAACCGGUGGUGCUGGUGGUGCCGAGUCGGAAACGACGGGCGGCCCCGAGACGGCCACCAUCAUGUCGACGGAUGCGACCCUGGCGGCCGCUUACCACGCGCUUGCAAGCGAACAAUCCCUGUGCCAUAGCACGCUCAUCAACAGCAGUGGCGAUUCGGCGAUCGAGCCGGACCUGUCCACGUCGGGCCUGUUGAACGCCACGUGCACCUCCAACUGUGAUCAGGUCGAGAUGGAGCUGGAGCCGGUUGGUCGGACAGGUGUAGCAGCACCGCCGGCGACGCCCCUUCCGCAGCCGCUGGCACCCAUCCAGCACGAGCCGGAAAACCUUUCCGUCGCUCCAGCGGCCAGCGGCCCGCAGCGAAGACUGACGAAGCUGGAGCUCCACUCGCCGACCGGGCCCGCGCAGGCGCGAAGUGAAAAGGAGCUAGCAGGCCGGUCGACUGGAGGAGGAGGAGCGCCCCUCACGCAGCAGGACCAUCCAGUGGACCUGAGCGGGCUGGAGCUUCUGUCCCACAGUAUCGAGGUGUUCCAGAAGAAGUCUUCACUCAUCAAGAAGGAACCGAUCUCACCGCAACUGCCACCAGAGCCGGCUUCCUCCCACCCAGUGCCAUCGUUACCCGCCGCCGCACCAGCACCGCCGGAGCUAGGGCAAGCGGCAGCAGCCUCCUGCCAGCUGACGACGCCACCGGUCGCUGCGGCGCCACCAGCCGUGCCGGAAGCGUUCUUGCGCACGGACGAGCCCAUGGGAGGGCUGAACCUGCUCUGUGCCCUCGCCGAGCAGCGCUUCCAGGAGGAGGGAAUGUUCAAGAAAGACUCACCCGCCACAUCCAGCAGCUCGGGCAGCAGCAGCGGCAGCAGCUACAGCAGCAACAUAUCGCCAAGCAGCUCCAGCAGCAGUACUGCGUCCCCGCCAGCAUCUCCGCCGAAUGCGGCAGGCGGUGCUAAACAAGCAGUGGGAAGCCAGCAGCAGCAGCAGCAGCAGGAGUACCCGGGCAUCAGUGUCGCACCGGCGCACCACGCCCUGGCCCUGCUGGCCGCAUCGGCCGGCGGCGUCGAGCAUGGCUCGCGCAAGCGCAAACACCACAAACAUUCCAAGGAUGGCAGUGGGAAGAAAUCGAGCAAAAAAUCGAAACACGACAAGGAGCUGCGGCGGGCGGAGAAGCGCCGCAAGCACAGCUCCGACGGCACGUCGCCCGACGCCGACGGUGCUGACCUGGACGCGGAGCUGAAGGAGAGCCUCACCCGCAUCAAGGCGAAGAUGAACCGGUGCAGCUGCAAGGACGCGGACGAGAAGGACCAUCGCUGCUGCCGGUCCCAGUGGCCGACCGCGAACGAGCUGUUCAGCGUGAUCGAGUCGGACAUGAAGGAGCGGCUGGAGCGGAUCACGCGCCAGUGCGAGGAGAAGAAGCGCGAGCUCGAGCAGAUGAGCACGGCGGCGGUGGCGAAGGUGAAGCCGCUGGCCAACAGCGGCAUGGUGCGCAUCCCCGAGAUGGGCAAGGCGUACUUUGGCGGGUUCGGCGCAAUGGCGGCGGCCGGCGGCGCCAUGCUGAACACGUUCGGGUCGGGCAGCACGUCUUCGGGUGCAGGCGGCGGCGGCGUGCCCGGGUCCGUGCUCGGUCACGGGCUGGGCGGGCCCAAGAUCAGCACCAUCCCGGCACUGUCGCCCAACUUUUCCUCCUCGUCCAACUCGACCACGUUCGUGGAGCUGCCGAAGCUCAGCUCGGACACGGACUCGAGCGGCAAGCGGGAGGACGACGACGCCUGCUCGAUGGAGCGGCUGUCCUACUCGAAGCGCAAGGGCGGCAUCCCGAAGAAGCACGACGAGCUGACGCUGACCGAGACGAUCGUGGCGAAGAAACCGAAGAGCCUGGUGGGCUACAUCCUCGCAUCGAAGAACACGCGCGAUAGUGGCGUGAAGGAUGCGGCGGCGACACAUCAAAAGCCGGAGAAGCAGCAUCACAACCACUGGAGCCACGUGUUGCAUCACAGUGGCCCGAACGGGGGAACCAUUGGGCUGGGACACGCGAAACAGCAGCAGCAGCAACAGCCCAACCCCCCUCACCACCAUCACAUCAGUGAGUCCAAGUUCAAAAAGUCGCCCAUCCAUUCGUCCAAGUUCGAGAGCGCCACAACCAGCGACGACACCAGCAACCUGUCGGACAGCUCGCUGAAGCCGCAGGUGAAGAUCCGCUCGCCCGCCGGCGGUGUGUUUGCGUUCGAGGACGAAAACAGCAAACCGUCCGAUGCGGCGUUCUCCAUCUUCGGCGGCAAGCCGUCCAUCUUCGACAAGGUGAAGACGGGUGCGGCCGGCGGCACCGUCAGUGCGCAGGUCAACCCGCUCGUCGGCCUGAAGGUGUCCCCGGUGAAAGCGGCCGUCGUGACGCCGCUAAUGAAACCGCAGCCGCAUCUGAUUGCUGCCAACGGCGGCACCAACGGCACGCUGGUCGGUGGGCCACCACCGAUCGUGAAGCGCAAAAAGUCGCGCAGCAAGGACCGCAAACGGCGCAGCUCGGAGAAGAAGCGCAUCGAUCAGCGCUGCCUGCUGACGAGCGAGCACCUGGGCAAGGACAAAACGCGCGUACUGACCGCGAUGGGAGGGCUGUUCUAUGCCGGGUGUCUGAGUGCGGUGCAGCCGCCCGACAUUUACGCAGUGACGCUGGACGGCGAGCGUGGCAAUCGGCCGCACAUCAUGUCCCGGGAGGAGGUGCUGCGUGAUGCGAUCCUGGAAGUAGCGCCCAAGUCGGUGGACGACAUCAUUCCCGGAACGCGGCUCUGCGCCUACUGGAGCCAGCAGUAUCGCUGCUUGUACCCGGGCGUGGCAGCCGAACCGGCCUCGCCCGAUCCGGAGAAACGCUUCGUGAACGUCGAGUUCGAUGACGGGGACAAUGGCAAGAUCGCCCUCGAGGACAUUCGCUUCCUGAUGAGCGACUACCCGAUAGUCGAAUACGAUCCCAAUCCUCUUUUAUCGCUAGGCAAGCGUAAGCGCCAACCGAGCCAUUCCGAACCGUGCCCCCAGCUCGGAACGCUCGGGCCAGCCUCGAUGGUGCCGCAACAGCAACAGCAACAACAGCAGCAGCAACAGCAGCAACAGCACCAGCCACAGCAACAGACCAUCGUCGGUCAUCCACCAGUGCCACAUAUCCAACCGUCGUCCGGCACGCCGCUGACGGCCACCGUUACACCGAUGAUCUCCUCACCGCUCGGUACCGGCGGCUCGUCCAUCAACAGCUUCGCGCUGACGACGGAACGGGCCGAAAAGCGGCUGCAUGGUGAGGCGUACCGGGAAGAGCGCCGCCGGCUGAAGAAGAUACGCAAAGACAAGCUGCGUCGUCUGGCGGCGAACAAUGCGGAACUGGCGGCGGCCGGUGGAACCACCACCACCACCGUGCACAAGCACAAAAAGUCCAAAUCGAAGUGCUACGACGAGUUCUGCAAGCAUCGGAAGCACAAAAAGCGACGAAAGCACAAGAAGCACCACCGGGACGCGGUGCUGGUGGCACCGUCCUCGCCCGAGGAGGGUGCCACCGUCGAGGCCGGCUCCGGCUCGAUGGACGACGACAUCUCGCAGGGCGACAGUGCGUCCCAGACGGCCGGCCAGUUUAGCCCGCGGCCGGCAGUGCAGCGGGCCGAGGGCAGUGUCGUCGCCCGCACGCCGGCGGCCGAGAAGGACGGCACGCUGACGGAGGAGGAGGUCAGCUCGUCCGUCACCGAAAGCUCCGGAUCGUAUUAUCAACCGCAGCAGAAGAAAGGCUCGGCGACGGAGCGGAAACCGUGCACCGAACAAAAUGGCAGCAAAAUCGCUGCCUUCCUGCCCGCCCGUCAGCUGUGGGCCUGGUGCGGCAAGGGCUACCGGCGGUCGACCGGUCGCGUCAAGAAGCAGUUCUACAAAUCCAUCCAACGGGGCAAGGAAACGAUUUCGGUGGGCGACUCGGCCGUAUUCCUCUCGACGGGGCGGCCCGACCGGCCCUACAUCGGGCACAUUGAAUCGAUGUGGGAAACGUCCACCAACAACAUGGUGGUGCGCGUCAAGUGGUUCUACCAUCCCGAGGAGACGCAGGACUGCCCCAACCUGAAGUACCCGGGCGCUCUGUUUCAGUCGCCACACGAGGACGAAAACGACGUGCAGACGAUCUCGCACAAGUGUGAGGUGCUGGGCCUGCGGGAGUACACCGCCAAGUUCGGUGCCGAUCCGAAGCAGUACACCGCGAUCUACGACAACAACGACACGUACUAUCUGGCCGGCUAUUACGAUCCGACGGUGAGGACAAUCAAAAUGCAGCCCGAAAUCGAAGUGUUGCCGCCAAACGAAAGGUGGGUAACGACGACGUCGACAACGGCGGCGGCGGCGGCGGCUGCUUCCAUGACGCCGAGCGCGUCAACUGCAGGGCUAGCAACAUCCAAGUCACCGCCUAACAACAACGGCAGCAGCAGCAGCAGCAACGGCAACGGCAACAACACCAAAGCAAGCAAUCACGUUGUCCACAGUGUUGUUUCUGCUUGAACAGUGCUCAUCCCCGCGCACAUCCGGCGUUGUGUAAAUCAGUGCUAACACACUGGGAGAGAGUGAGAGGGAGUGAAAGAGAGAAAAAGAGAGAGUGAAAUCAUGUACAUUAAUGCUCUACAAGAGCAGGCAGCAACAGAGAAAAUGCAAAACAGAGAAACGGAAAUGCAACAAACGCUAAACCAUACAAAUCAAUCCUAGAGCCAGUCACUUUACAAAAGUGUCCAUAAGUCCGCGUGUAGCUUAAGAGGUGUUAGAGUAGGAGGUAGAGUUAGAUCAUCGCACCAACUCGUGGCAUAUCGCUCCGAGAAGCGUGCACUCUGUAUAUCGAUGUAUGUACAAUAUUUCGCGUAGUUUUAAGCCGUAUAGGCUAAUUAAGUCUAGGCCAUAGGGCAUUAGGUUGGGCCGCGGGAUGCGAUGAUGGACUGGGAAGCAGGACUCGGUCGUCGUCGUCGUAGUUGGCCGCGUAUUUUUGUGGCAAUUAUUUAUUCAUUAACAAAACUUCCUGUCCGGUGUGCCACGUCCGGUGUGCUUGUGUUGUGAUCGUUAGAAGGAUGUAAAUAGAGUUAACACGGAGAGAGAGACAGCAUACAUCCCGCUCUGGGAGAUCUUCUUUACAGCAUACACACACAUACACAUAUAUCAAUGAAGGUAGCGUUUGAGUGUCUAUUUAGUAAUCGUCCCCAAGAAACGGGUUAACCGGUGCAGAAGCGAUACGAUGGCAACGACUGAAUCACAUGACGCAGUAACCGUUGGAAAUGGAAAUUUAAAAAAAUAAAACCCACACACCCAAACAACACACAUCUGCAUACACAAUCGGGGCGCAUUAGGUCGCGAUUGAAGGUGAACUACAGUGGAGAAGAGGUAGAGAUAGAGAGAGUGUGUGUGUCCAGCAAAGAUGGGUAUAUUUUUCUACACAUUGCAAGCAGCAUAUUUAUAUACAGCUUAACAUUUUACGGUGACACGACGCCUCUCUCGUGAUGGAGAUUUAUCGGGUGAUAUGUACGUUUUGUGUUUUGUGUGAUACGGCGCAAGAAGGGCGGAGGAAUGGGGAGUCAAUGGAUGUGAUUUUGUGUUCUUCGUGUCCGGACAUACCACACACAUACACACACACACAGACACACGUUUUCGGCUUCGACAUAUUUUUGGAUGAAAGACAAAUAAAGGAAAAAGAUAAAAUUAUCAUGAAAUUAAAAAAAAAGUAACACAAGUUUUCGGAAGAGCUUUUUUGGAGAAAUUGACAAUUACCUCUGCUAUACAAGUUUAUAACAAAACAGAAACAAAAAGUUAAGAAAAAAGACAUGACAAACUUUUAGAAAAGAAACAACAACUACAACAACAAAAAAGAAGAAACAUUAACCUUAAAGAAUGUUUAAAACUCGUUGAACAGAUUAAUAUAAACGAUGAAAAAAAGAAAGUAACAAGCAAAAUUGAUACCACCAAAAACCAGUUCGGAAGCAGCAGUAUAGAGUGAAGAGAUGAAUUAAAUUUGUUUGCCAUGCCAUGGCUAUUGAUUGCUAAAUGCAAAGUGCAAUAAAAGUAAGGAGAGGCCCGUGUGUAGCAAUGGAAUCGAGAUGAAGAAGUAUUGCAAUCAGUCAAAAAAUGACAUCGUUAAUAAGCCCAAUAGAGAUCAGAAAUCGUUAACCGUUACAAAUUGGACAAGAAAAAAAGAACAAAAAAGGGAAACUACAGUACGAAGCACGAUUUUCAUUUUCCCUCCCGAGAGAUCACGCGUGUGACGCCCAUAGCAUAAAAUAGACACAGCAAAUAAUUCCACCAUUCUCUACAAUAGUUUAGCGACGCUCUAUCAUUAAUCACAACUAUAGAUGUUGUUAACAAGCAAACAGAAGAAGAAGAAGAAGAAAAACACUCUCAAGCAAAUCCUUAUUCGUAACAAAUCGGUUCCUAAAAAGGCAGACACUGUCUCCGUAAGGAGUUUCCGCGGGAGAUGUACGUAAGCAUUGUUCAACGGCACGAGCCGAGAAGCGCGUCGCUGUUGAAUAUGUUGAAUUUGUAUAUAAGUUUCUGUACAUUAGCAACUGUUUUUUUUUUUUCUAAACCUUUCUUACCUUUCACUACUCUGUGCAUUAUGUAGUAAGUGUAAAUAUUUCACCAACCCGAACGUCAAGCCCACAAGGGAGCGCAUCGGGACUAAUUCUCUAAGAUGCAGCCAUCUGUGUCAUGUGUAAACACCCCACUGAUGCCCAAACAGGUGCACAGUGCAUAUCGUUUAAAACACCGAUCACGAGCUUUCCUUUCGAGUAUAAGAAGUUGAUUCAAAAUGCGGCUCUAUUCAGUAUGCGCCAAACCGGCAGCAGCUCCCUGUUUAGUGCAACCACCACCACCACCACUGGGCUGUAGUGUGGUAGGGGUGGACUUCUGUUUUUUUGUAACAUAUUAGUUGUGAAGAACAAGCAAACAAACAAGCAAACAAACGAGCAAAAGCGACAGUUAGUUGGGAAGCUAGCUACCAUGAGAGGAAAAGCAACAAGGCGACCACGUGUCGUGUCGUGUCUGAUCAACGUUCGAUUAGAUGUAACGUCUUUCGCGAAACAUGCAAUAAGAUUUUUUAUUCUACAAAAAUGAA